UUUUCUUCCUUCCGGACCUACCAACGCGCCCCCUACAGCGGCCGUGCCGUGCCUUAAGCGUAACCGCCGACGGGCCGUGCCGUGCCGCCGACGCUCCCCGCCCCAUCCGCAGUCUCUGGCUAUUGGUUUUCGAGUUAUGAGGUUCCAGCGAUGAGAUAAAUCCCACUGGCCUUCUCAAUUUCUGGGUGUGCCGGUGCACAAUCUAGAUCCGCUCCCUGAGGUCUGUGAGAUCUGAAAUACAAGUAACCAUGGGCAGCAGAGUCGGGUUGGUUCUAGUCUGCUUGCUCUUCCUGCUCAUCUGGGAAGUUUCGGCGAUUGCCGAGACCGAGGUUGGUGAUGUGCGCUUAGCACGAGAAGCACCCCAUGGCAAGCCGGAGGUUGCUGGUAAAAGGGUGUCGGUGUACACGGUCGCAUGGUCUACGCUUGCGAUGGCCGCGGCGACCGGGCUGGGAGCAUUGCCAUUCUUCUUCCUGGAGCUUGAAGCCCAAUGGGCGGGCCUCUGCAAUGGGAUGGCAGCCGGGGUCAUGCUGGCCGCAAGCUUUGAUCUUGUGCAGGAAGGGCAGAUGUAUGGCAGUGGGGGGAGCUGGGUUGUUUUCGGGAUUUUGAGUGGAGGGAUCUUUAUCUGGCUUUGCAAGAAGCUUCUUGAGCAAUAUGGAGAAGUAAGCAUGCUGGAUAUAAAAGGUGCAGAUGCAAGUAAAGUUAUUCUUGUUGUUGGAAUAAUGACGCUCCAUUCUUUUGGCGAGGGCUCUGGUGUGGGUGUUUCCUUUGCUGGCUCUAAAGGAUUUUCUCAAGGUCUCCUAGUUACUAUAGCUAUAGCAGUGCACAACAUACCUGAAGGCUUAGCUGUAAGCAUGGUACUUUCAUCCAGGGGUGUGUCCCCCCAAAAGGCAAUGCUAUGGAGUAUCAUAACAUCUUUACCACAGCCAAUUGUUGCUGUUCCUUCAUUUCUUUGUGCUGAUGCAUUUCAAAAAGUGCUUCCCUUCUGUACUGGUUUCGCUGCGGGAUGUAUGAUAUGGAUUGUUAUUGCAGAGGUUCUUCCUGAUGCUUUUAAGGAAGCCACUCCAGCUCAAGUUGCCUCUGCUGGAACACUUGCCGUUGCUUUCAUGGAAACAUUAAGUACCGUUCUACAGGGAUUGACUGAUGGCCAAGGCUCGGAAGAUACAUCAGGCUUUUUGGUAUCACUUGUAUUUGGACUUGGUCCACUUUUUGGAGGAAUUAUACUUGUUGCAUUCUCGUUUGCCUUCAGCAUGCCACACUCUCUUCUUACUGGUGUCGCGUCUGGCAUCGCCUUCCGUCUUGCCACAUGGAGGCCAUUACAACUUGUAAUGUCUUCAAAGAUGGGUCUAUUUACCACCUUAAUCCUGCUGAUAGGAGGUUCUGUAUUCUACCAUGUCGCCACAUCAAGCAUCCUUAGGGUUGUUAACCGCAAGAAAUCUUCUGUGAGUGUCAUUACAUCAUCCUCUGGCCUCUCUCUUAGUUUCCUCACACUGCAAUCACUCCUUGCUUGCGGUUCUGUCUUCCUUCAUGCCUACGCCGAAGGGCUUGCACUUGGUGUGGCGGCACGAAAGGCAUAUGGUCUAGGCCGUUACAUGGUUCUUCCGGUCUCCCUUCACGGUCUACCACGUGGUGCUGCUGUUGCAAGCUGCGUAUAUGGUGCCACAGAUAGCUGGCGAGGAGCCUUGGCAGCUGCAGCUCUGACCGGGCUUGCAGGACCAAGUGCCGCCAUCAGUGCAAUCCUUGCAAAAAUUGACUAUGAUGGACUGGACUAUUGGAUGGUCAUUGCAUGCGGGGCUUUGAUCCCUAGCUUUGGCCGCGUCUUCAGACGCUCGCUGCGUCUGGACAUCCGGAAGAGUGUCUGUGGGCUCCUGAUAGGUUUUGGUUUUGCCUCUUUAUGCUUGAUGUCAACCAGAUUCAUCUGCCUGCACACUCCUUACUGCAAUUCAGCUCCAGAAGCUGUCACAUGAUUUCUUUUUCCUGUCAGAUGCUGCUGUUGUAGAACACAUGUAACAUCAAUGUAACAAGUGACAGUACAGAGAAUGUAAAGAUUAUUUCCUUGAGGCUGAGGGAUCUGAUUGUAUGAACAAAAAAUCGAAGGGAAACAGUCAUUAGACAGUAAUGAUUUGGCCGGAAUAGUUAUGUAAAUUAGUAAUAUUAUAAUAUCACAAAAAAAAGAUACUGUGCUUCUUUGA
Brachypodium distachyon (stiff brome) is the source of this 2189-nucleotide messenger RNA. Its product is annotated as putative zinc transporter At3g08650. Gene Ontology annotation, molecular function: zinc ion transmembrane transporter activity. Gene Ontology annotation, cellular component: membrane. The transcript has 5 exons. The coding region runs from base 249 to 1964 and encodes 571 amino acids. Gene Ontology annotation, biological process: zinc ion transmembrane transport. Lineage: Eukaryota; Viridiplantae; Streptophyta; Magnoliopsida; Poales; Poaceae. The record is from RefSeq and is a predicted model, not a curated record.